Messenger RNA from Endocarpon pusillum Z07020, 804 nucleotides. RefSeq lists its product as uncharacterized. Gene Ontology annotation, molecular function: oxidoreductase activity. Bases 1 to 804 code for a protein of 267 amino acids. The record is from RefSeq and is a predicted model, not a curated record. NCBI's taxonomy places the organism in Eukaryota, Fungi, Ascomycota, Eurotiomycetes, Verrucariales, Verrucariaceae. The transcript has a single exon.
AUGGCAGCGGGAAAAUUCGCCUCCAAGCUGCACAACGCCAACAUCCUGAUCCUGGGCGGCACAUCGGGGAUCGGCUUCGGGGUCGCAGAAGCCGCGUAUGAAUCCGGCGCCAUGGUCACCAUCUCCGGGACCAACCAAGCCAAAAUCGACACCAAGACAGCCGAGAUAAAAUCCAACAACUCUGCGGGCGAUGCCUCCAAGCUUCGAGGUUAUCCCUGUGAUCUUGGCGAUCAGGAAAAGAUGGAGGGAAAUCUGAAGGCACUGUUUGAUUUCGCUACGAACAACGGAGAGAGGAAGCUGGAUCACGUUGUUUUCUGUGCCGGGGAUGCGCCGGCGAUUAGAAAGCUGGAGGAGAUGGAUGUGGCGUAUGUGCAGAGGGUUUCGAUGAUAAGAUUUGCGGCGCCGGUGGUGAUUGCCAAACUCAUCACUCUACAUUCUUAUCUCAACUCGUCGCCUUCGUCGUCGAUUACCCUGACGUCUGGUAUCAACACGGCCAAACUGGCUAAAGGCUGGGCGGUGGGAGCUGGGGUGGGCGGGGCAGUUGAGGGUACGGCCCGAGGUCUGGCUGUGGAUCUGGCUCCCAUCAGAGUCAAUUGCGUUGCCCCUGGCGCAGUGCAUACGGAGCUCUUUGACAAGGUGGGAGCAGAAAAUUUGGAGGGGAUGCUGGCUAUGUUCAAGGAUAAGAGUAUGACCAAGACGGUGGGUAAGCCGGAGGAUGUGGCGGAGGCGUAUCUUUAUUGCAUGCGGGAUCGGUUUGUGACGGGGUCGCUGAUUGAAAGUAAUGGUGGUGGGUUGCUGGCUUAG